This is a messenger RNA of Labrus mixtus (cuckoo wrasse), 4547 nucleotides long. It is a transcript of the gene cntn3b, whose product is annotated as contactin 3b. Gene Ontology annotation, molecular function: protein binding. The transcript is spliced from 23 exons. The coding region runs from base 472 to 3552 and encodes 1026 amino acids. Lineage: Eukaryota; Metazoa; Chordata; Actinopteri; Labriformes; Labridae. The record is from RefSeq and is a predicted model, not a curated record.
GUGAGCCUCCUCUCAGAGGCACCGCGGGUCCUCUGUGCUUCUGCUCAGUAUCUUGUUAGUGUAAUGCGAGGAAGUCGAGUAAGCACCACGUUGUAGCGUGUCGUCCCCAAACAGAAAACUCGUUGAUUGUGGAAUAUACUGCGAAUGAGGAUUACGUUUAUCACAUCCUUUAAAGACCGAGAGGCGCGUUUCAGACGGAGCAAAAAUUAAGGGCAAACCAGCAAAUCACUGCUGGAGCAGAGAACAACCUCUUCUUUGGCUCAUGAGAGGACAAGAGUUGCUUUGAGAAAUGUUAUCCGCUCACUUGAGCCGGAAAUAACACAGCCCUAGGAUACUGGAAUUACAACCAAAGCAGUUUAAUGAAGAGGAAAAAAAUAUAUUCUAUUACAGAUUUUAAAUCCUGUAUUUAAGGAAGAGCAUUCCAUACACACACUGUUGGAUGAAAGUGUUACUAGCCCUUGGGACCUAAAGAUGAUGUUUCCAUGGAAACAAAUUGUUCUGCUAUCAAUCACUGGAUGCCUUGCAGCCUGUACAGAGGAUGUCAUAUUCCAAGGGCCAAGAUGGAGGACAGAGCCAAGUGACCUCAUUUUACCAAUCAACACCCCAGACCAGCAGGCUACAAUCAUAUGCGAGGCAGAAGGGAGCCCUUCUCCACAGUACAGAUGGUCACUAAACGGAACACUCAUUGAUCUGGGGAAUGACUACAGGCGUCACAUGUCUGGGGGCAGCCUGAUCAUUAGCAACCUGGACAAGGACCAAGACACCGGGGUGUACCAGUGCACCGCCUUCAACACACAGGGGUCCAUUCUCAGCCAUAGAGCCAGUCUGCAAUUUGCAUAUCUUGAAAACUUUAAAAGUCAAACUGUGAGAAGCACUGUAAAUGUCCGCGAGGGCCAAGGUGUGGUUCUGUUGUGUGGACCACCAGCACAUUCUGGAGAUUUGACAUUUGCCUGGAUCUUCAAUGUGUACCCGUACUUCGUUCAACAAGACAGUCGUAGAUUCAUCUCUCAAGAGACUGGGAGUUUGUACAUCGCAAAAGUGGAGCCCUCAGACGUUGGCAACUACACCUGUGUGGUUAACAACACUGUUACAAAGGAGAGGGUGCUCAGCUCUCCUACGCCACUGGUUCUCAGAAGUGAUGGAGUGAUGGGUGAAUACGAACCAAAAAUAGAAGUUCAUUUCCCUGAUACAGUUCCAGCUGCUAAAGAAUCGUUGGUGAAACUGGAAUGCUUUGCUCUGGGAAACCCUGUCCCAGAAAUAAGCUGGAGGAGAACCAGUGGUAUCCCAUUCCCCACCAAAGUUAAAAUGAAGAAUUCAAAUGCAGUCCUUGAAAUCCCCAAUUUGCAGCAGGAAGAUGCAGGGACAUACGAAUGCAUGGCAGAGAAUCGGCGAGGGAAAAACGCUGCACGGGGUCGUGUUUCAUUCCAUGCUAAACCUCACUGGAUCCAGACAAUAACUGACACAGUUCGGUCCAUCCGGGAUAGUCUUUUCUGGGAGUGUAAGGCCAGUGGAAAGCCCAAACCAUCCUACAGCUGGCUGAAGAAUGGGGAGCCAGUGACACCUGAGUUCCGGGUGCAAGUUGAAAAUGGGGCGCUUUCUAUAACGGAGUUGGACCUGUCAGAUUCCGGGAUGUAUCAGUGUGUGGUUGAAAACAAACAUGGAAUUGUUUAUUCCAGUGCCCAACUAAUGGUGUUAGCUUCGCCUCCCAGCUUCUCCAAAACUCCAUUAAAGGCCUUGCUAAAAGCUCGAUCAGGCACUGAAGUCACUCUUGAAUGCAAGCCUGAGGCCUCACCCCCAGCAAUUAGCCUGUGGAAGAAAGGGAAUGAGAUCCUGCAGAGAACUGAAAGAAUUAUCUUGCUUCCCAAUGGGACUUUGAAGAUCGCCAAUGUGACCAAACAGGAUGCAGCCAGCUACACAUGCUUUGCUAAGAAUAUGUUUGGGGCAGCAAGCACAACUGGGAGGUUGAUUAUCACUGAGCCCACCAGAAUCACCAUGAGGCCUACAAACAUGGAGAUUAUUGUUGGCGAGAGCAUCGUGUUACCCUGCCAGAUUGCCUGCGAUCCAGCUCUGGAAGUGUCUUUCUCGUGGGCAUUCAAUGGACAGCUCAUCGACUUCCAGCGAGACAGCGAUCAUUUUGAAAGAGUGGGUGGGAGCAUAUCAGGGGAUCUGAUGGUUCGAAACAUCCAGCUGAACCAUGGAGGGAAAUAUGUAUGUGUUAUUGACACUGAUGUUGAGAGCCUGUCCACGUCUGCCAUCCUGGUUGUCAAAGGUCCGCCAGGUCCCCCUUACAAGGUAGCAGUGGAGGAGAUUACAGACAGCACAGCCCAGCUUUCCUGGAGUCCAGGAAUGGACAAUGGCAGUCCCAUCACUGGCUACAUCAUUCAGGGCCGAACACCUUUCACUGUGGGCUGGCAGGCUGUUGACACAGUGCCAGAGGAGAUCAGCGGUAACAUACUAACAGCAACAGUUGUGGGUCUAAAUGCCUGGGUGGAGUAUGAGUUCAGGGCGGUGGCACGCAACACUGUAGGCCUGGGGGAGCCCAGCCCAGCCUCAGCCAAGACCAGGACAGAGGAUGCAGUUCCUGAUACAGCCCCCACUGAUGUUGGAGGAGGAGGCGGCACAAAGUCUGAAUUAGUGAUAACAUGGGAGCCUGUUCCUGAGGAACUACAGAACGGAGAGGGCUUUGGCUACAUCAUCGCCUUCAGGGCUUUGGGCACAGUCAUGUGGACGCGAGCCGUUAUCUCCAUACCUGGCGUGGCCCGCUAUGUCUUCCGCAAUGACACCAUCUCACCCUUCUCGCCUUUCGAUGUGAAAGUGGGGGCGUACAACAACAGGGGGGAAGGGCCCUUCAGCUCGAUUGCUACAGUUUAUUCGGCAGAGGAAGUUCCCAGUUUGGCUCCUACGAGGGUUAUGACCAGAAGUGUGUCUGCAGACCACAUUGAAGUGAUCUGGGAAGCUCUCCCUGCCAUCCCUGAAAGAGUGCUUGGAUACGAGGUCGUUUACUGGGAAGAUGACACAAAGCCUGACAGUGUCGGAAAAGUGCGCAUAUCUGGAAACUACACACUAGUUAACAUCACUGGGCUGAAAGCAAACACAGUUUACUACCUCUCUGUGGCUGCUUUCAACACAGCUGGCCCUGGGCCACAGUUGGCGCCCAUCAACACCACCACAAAGAAACCACCUCCUGAUCGGGCCCCACUCAACAUACAAUGGACCAUGAUUGGCUCCACACUCACGUUGCACUGGGAUCCUGUAGUAGCUUCGGAGACGGAGUCAAAGGUCACUGGAUAUUUGGUGCUGCUCAAGAGACAUCGCUACAAUGACAUCAACACCAUCUUGACCGACAAAACCACUGUGGAGCUCAACCUCUCUGCAAAUGACAACUAUCUCAUUCAGAUCAAGGUCAUGAGUGAUGGUGGUGAAGGUGUGGGCAGUGAACCUAUCCACAUUCAGAAAUUGAGUAUGGGAGCGCGGGGCUCAGGAGCGAUCCACAUCAGCCCAUGGUGCCUCCCUUCAGUCCUCAUCAGUGCGCUGCACUUCUCCAUCUGGUGAUGAUGUCUAAUCAGAGCCUACAGAGAGCCCUCCCUCCCCACUAUCCCCUCAGUCAGCCUGUUCUUUGUUAACCGUCAACUGGACUGGCACGAGGCCCGCGCUACAGAUUCAGGGCUGGGAAAGACUGAAAAGGACUGAACUCUGCAGAACUCAACAUGACCAUGUUAUUUUCUUUUCAAUCAUCAUAUAGAGAUGUGAUGAUACGUAUGCAUGAUACUUUUUUUUUUCACCAUUUUACCAGGGUCAUUAGUGCUGGCUCAAGGUUUUACUUUAGUUAUGAUGUCCACAUGAGUUAUCUAUUUUGGUAUCAUAUGAGAUACCACUGCCUUAAAACCCAUUUUAGUCCAUACCAAAGUAGGUGACAGAGGCUGCUUGCAUUAAAAAUGUUUUAUUUUUUCCAAGAAAGGGAACUCAGAAGAAUGAAUCUUCUAAAAGUCAACUUUCCAGCUGGUGAUAUGCCGAUAGUCAAUGGUUGCAUCAAUAUUUAAUUGUCUUUAAACUCAACCAGUUCCCUUUAUAAAACAUAAAGUGGAAUCCACACUUAUCUACACAACUUUUUGCAAAAACAGAACCCCCAUUUGGGGCUUAAAAGUUAAAAAAGCUUGCAUCAGAAAUGAAUAACAUAUUAAUCAACUUGAAACUCAGAUAUUUCCAAAACUGAUAUUAGAUCUAUUUGGGAGCCACAGGCUACAUAACUUUAGGCUUCUCAGUACUGUGGUUGUUCUUGGCAUUCUAUCUCAUCUUACCAUAAAUAAUGCAUAUUACACACCACAUUCUUGGUCUAAAAAGAGAGCAGGCAAUCUAGAGAAUUGAGACAUGUGGUUUUUACCAAGUCAAACAGAUCCCCUGUUUAAUGUUGGUCUUUAGAUACAUAUCUCAUAUUACUAAACAUGCAAAGUCACCACCCCUGAUGACCAGCAGGCCUACUGCACAAUGACCUAAAGAAUAACAGUGCCUUCACUAGAGCUCACACCACCCCUUUUUCCUUUCCUUUC